Epinephelus moara (kelp grouper) is the source of this 1180-nucleotide messenger RNA. RefSeq names its product NACHT, LRR and PYD domains-containing protein 12-like. NCBI's taxonomy places the organism in Eukaryota, Metazoa, Chordata, Actinopteri, Perciformes, Serranidae. Bases 722 to 1180 code for a protein of 152 amino acids. Gene Ontology annotation, molecular function: protein binding. The transcript is spliced from 3 exons. The record is from RefSeq and is a predicted model, not a curated record.
ACACACUGGCUUAAGAUAGGUAGGGUCGCCAAUGUUCGAGAGAUCUGACAGGCCUGUGGUAGCGCUGUGCUGGUAUAUAUACACGUUAGUCAGGUGAUUAGGGGAGUGGUUGAGGCGUGGUCCUGCUCCUGAACCUAAGUUAAACAAUUAACUCCAUCUAACUUUUGUCCACCAAUAACUCUGUUAAUGUACAUAUGACAUGUGGCUGUUGUUUGAAGACACACUGGAACAAAUGUGGAGCUCUUCUUUAAAUGACAUAAACCUACUGAGCUCCCAAAUCCAGGAAGAAGAAGCUCAUGUAAUAAAUGAAAGAAUGAAGAGUUUGUAGUCCAACAUGUCUGAUUUGAUAUUGAUCCUCUAAUGAUCAGCAGCAUGUUAUUAAUCAGUGUUGACAUGAAUAGGUGUAUGAAUGUUGUGCAAGACUAGCAAUCGGUUGACUGACUUUAACAGUUUGCAUCUCUAAAACAACGCGAGAGCUGGCGGCAUGCUUCAUAGCAGGCAUUACUGACAAUGAUAAUGGAUGUAAACAGCAGCGCCAGCUUGACCGGUGGAUAUGAGGAACAGAAGCUAAUGCUGGUUGGAUAAACCAGGGAGCAGCCAAGCCGCAGCAGAAACUAAAGGCGAAUCCUGUCAGUUGUGGGUUGAACGGGGGUCACAGCCACAGACAGAAAUACGUAUUCCUGUCAAAUACGGCGGCCAUAGUGCUCCGCGGCGCAAGAUAAUGGCUUAUCGGCGACCGAGAAGCCCGGUCCAAGAAGUCUUCGCCGGUGUCAUGACUGCCCAGAAAUACCUGAACAGCCGAGCUGUAGCAGCACACAGAUUAACCCGCUGCAGUUUGUCAGAGAUCAGCUGUGUUUCUCUGGCCUCAGCUCUGAAGUCCAACCCCUCCCAUCUGACAGAGCUGGACCUGAGCUACAACAAGCUGCAGGAUUCAGGAGUGAAGCUGCUGUGUGAUUUUCUGGAGAGUCCACACUGUAGACUGAAGAUUCUGAGAUUAACCCGCUGCAGUUUGUCAAAGAUCAGCUGUGUUUAUCUGGCCUCAGCUCUGAAGUCCAACCCCUCCCAUCUGACAGUGCUGGACCUGAGCUACAACAAGCUGCAGGAUUCAGGAGUGAAGCUGCUGUAUGAUUUUCUGAAGAGUCCACACUGUAGACUGAAGACUCUGAGGUCAGUUCACUGA